Messenger RNA from Callorhinchus milii (elephant shark), 5253 nucleotides. It is a transcript of the gene igf1ra, whose product is annotated as insulin-like growth factor 1a receptor. The transcript is spliced from 22 exons. Gene Ontology annotation, biological process: positive regulation of MAPK cascade; regulation of JNK cascade; positive regulation of phosphatidylinositol 3-kinase/protein kinase B signal transduction. Gene Ontology annotation, molecular function: phosphatidylinositol 3-kinase binding; insulin receptor substrate binding; ATP binding. The coding region runs from base 68 to 4135 and encodes 1355 amino acids. Lineage: Eukaryota; Metazoa; Chordata; Chondrichthyes; Chimaeriformes; Callorhinchidae. The record is from RefSeq and is a predicted model, not a curated record. Gene Ontology annotation, cellular component: insulin receptor complex; axon; membrane.
ACAUCCCUUUUCGAUGUUGUUGUUUUGAGGGAGUUGAUCUCUGUUGGUGGGUUUUCCUCGUUGAGGAAUGAAGACCAGAUCAACAAAGAGGGGCUCGGUGACCUUGUGCUGGGGUCUGGUGGCUCUCUGCACCUUACUCACUCUGGGACAAACUAACGCUGAAAUAUGUCACGGUCUGGAUAUCAGAAAUAAUGUUGGGGACCUGCAGCAGCUGGAGAACUGCACCAUAAUCGAAGGUUACCUUCAAAUUCUCCUCAUCUUUAAUUCUAAAGUGGAAGAUUUCCGUGGCCUUCGAUUCCCAAAACUGACCGUGAUCACAGAUUACCUGCUGCUUUACCGAGUGUCUGGGCUGGAGACACUGCGAGACCUCUUCCCAAACCUUGCUGUCAUCCGGGGCAUACAGCUGUUCUUCAACUACGCUCUGGUCAUCUUUGAAAUGACUCACCUCAAAGAGAUUGGGCUCUACAGCCUCCAGAAUGUAACGCGGGGCGCGGUUCGGAUUGAGAAAAAUCCAGAUUUGUGCUACUUGUCCACUAUAGACUGGUCCUUCAUCCUGGAUUCUGUGGAGAAUAACUACCUUGAUCGGAAUAAACAGCCGAGUGAAUGCGGAGAUGUCUGCCCGGGAGCUAUGGAAGAUAGUCCUCUUUGCACAAAGACAAGUGUGAACAACCAGUAUAACUACCGUUGCUGGACUGCCAACCACUGCCAAAAAGUGUGCCCAAAGGAGUGUGGCAAGCGUGCUUGCACGGACCAAGGCGAAUGCUGUCAUGAAGAGUGCCUGGGGAGUUGUACAGCCACCCAUGACAACAGGGCCUGCGUGGCCUGCCGCAACCUCUACCACGAAGGCCAGUGCCUGGCCACCUGCCCUCCCGGGACCUACAAGUUUGAAGGCUGGCGCUGUGUGACCAAGGAAUUUUGUGCAAAAAUCCCUGGAGAGAAUCCCAAGGAUCAGUUCUCAAUCCACCAAGGAGAGUGUCUGCCCAUCUGUCCGUCAGGAUUCACUCGCAACGGCAGCAGUAUGAUCUGCACACCUUGCGAUGGUCUGUGUCCCCAGGUGUGCUCAGUGGAUACAAAGACCAUUGAUUCUGUCACUGCUGCCCAGGACCUGAAGGGAUGUACUGUCAUUGAUGGAAAUUUGAUUAUCACAAUCCGGAGAGGAAAUAAUAUAGCUGCUGAGCUGGAGGCCAAUCUCGGGCUGAUAGAAACCAUUACCGGAUAUGUAAAAAUCCGACAUUCAUACGCCCUCGUGUCACUCUCUUUCUUCAAGAGUUUGCGCUAUAUCAAUGGGGAAGAACAAACUGAAGGGAACUACUCUUUCUUUGUGCUGCACAAUCAGAACUUGCAGCAGCUGUGGGACUGGAGCCGUCAUAACCUGACGAUCAAACAGGGCAAGAUAUACUUCGCUUUCAAUCAAAAGCUGUGCCGGUCGGAGAUCUCCCGUAUGGAGGAGGUCACUGGUGUGAAGGGGAGACAGGGCACGAAUGACAACCAGGAUAGGACUAAUGGAGACCGGGCUUCAUGUGAAAGCCACAUUCUUAAGUUCACGGAUAAUAUCACAGCCAAGAACAGAAUAUUACUGAAAUGGGAACAUUAUCGUCCUCCAGAUUACAGAGACCUCAUCAGCUUCAUAGUGUACUACAAGGAAGCUCCCUUUCAAAAUUUGACAGAGUAUGAUGGACAGGAUGCCUGUGGCUCCAAUAGCUGGAGCAUGGUGGAUGUAGAUCUUCCCAAGAGCAAAACCCAGGAGCCAGGAGUCUACUUGCAAAAUCUGAAGCCUUGGACUCAGUAUGCCAUCUUUGUCAAAGCCAUCACUCUCACCACCUCCGAAGAUGGACGUAACCACGGGGCAAAGAGUGAAAUCAUCUAUGUGAAAACAAACGCUUCUGCGCCCUCUGUCCCUCUGGAUGUGCUGUCUGUGUCCAACUCCUCAACCCAGCUGGUGGUGAAGUGGAAACCCCCUGCCUUUUCCAAUGGGAACAUCACUUAUUACUUGGUGCGUUGGCAGCAGCAACCAGAGGACGUAGAGCUUUACAAGCACAACUACUGCCACAAAGGUCUGAAGCUGCCAAAUAGACAUCCAGCUGUAGGGACGAUCGACCUGGAUGAUGAAUCCCAUUCCAAAGAGUCGGAGAAAGUUGGCCAAGGACUAUGCUGCAUGUGCCCAAAAACCCAGGCCGAACUAGACGCUGAGGCGGAGGAAGUCAUGUUCCAGAAGAUGUUUGAGAAUUUUCUGCACAACUCGAUCUUCAUGCCAAGGCCGUUCCGUAAACGCAGGGACACCUUUGGAGUGGCAAAUGCCACGUUACCGGUUAAUAACACGGCUGAGCAUACCGCUAACCAUUCAGACUCUGAGAGGAAGCAAGACUACCCUUUCUAUGAGACCAAAGUCUGGUUAAAGGACAGGACUGUGAUUUCAAACCUACGUCAUUUCACCAUGUAUCGUGUAGACAUUCACGCCUGCAACCACGAGGCUCUGAAACUGGGCUGCAGUGUUUCCACGUUUGUGUUUGCGAGGACCAUGCCAGCAGAUAAAUCUGACAAUAUACCUGGACCAGUGAUCUGGGAGGCUGGAGAUGAUGAAAAUAGCGUUUACAUUAAGUGGCCAGAACCAGUCGAUCCAAAUGGACUCAUCCUGAUGUACGAAGUGAAGUAUAACCGCGGGGACAACGAGGUCCAACAAAAAUGUGUUUCCAGACCACAAUACAAGAUCCACAAUGGUGGCUGUAAACUGGACCGUCUCAGCCCCGGCAAUUACACCGCGGAGGUCAGAGCCACCUCCCUCUCGGGAAAUGGAUCUUGGACUGAGCCAGUGAUGUUCUACAUCAAGGCCAAGCCACCUGUACCUGAUAAUCUCUUACAGUUGAUAAUAGCAUUGCCCAUCGCAGUGCUGCUGGUGAUUGCAGGCCUAAUUAUCACAUUAUAUUUCUUCAACAAAAAGAGAAAUAAUGACAGGCUUCCAAAUGGAGUGCUGUAUGCGUCUGUGAAUCCGGAAUAUUUCAGCGCUGGAGAUAUGUACGUGCCAGAUGAGUGGGAGGUUCCCCGUGAGAAAAUCACCAUGAACCGAGAGUUGGGCCAAGGGUCCUUUGGGAUGGUCUAUGAGGGCCUGGCCAAAGGUGUGGUGAAGGAUGACCCGGAGACAAGAGUUGCGAUUAAGACAGUGAAUGAGUCGGCCAGUAUGCGCGAGCGCAUAGAGUUCCUCAAUGAAGCUUCGGUGAUGAAGGAAUUUAAUUGCCAUCAUGUGGUUCGCUUGCUCGGUGUGGUAUCCCAGGGCCAGCCGACGCUGGUUAUCAUGGAACUGAUGACUCGUGGAGACCUAAAGAGCUACCUACGCUCGCUGCGCCCGGACGCAGAGAAUAACCCGGGGCAGCCGCCACCAACCCUGAAGAAAAUGAUUCAGAUGGCAGGCGAGAUCGCUGAUGGAAUGUCUUACCUCAACGCUAACAAGUUUGUUCAUAGAGAUUUAGCGGCUCGAAACUGUAUGGUGACAGAGGACUACACUGUAAAGAUUGGAGAUUUUGGGAUGACGAGAGAUAUCUAUGAAACUGAUUAUUACCGGAAAGGGGGUAAGGGACUACUGCCUGUUCGAUGGAUGUCACCAGAGUCGCUGAAGGAUGGGGUCUUCACAACACACUCUGAUGUCUGGUCAUUCGGAGUUGUGCUGUGGGAGAUUGCCACUUUGGUGGAGCAGCCGUACCAGGGCAUGUCAAACGAGCAGGUCCUGCGCUUUGUGAUGGAGGGGGGGUUACUGGAGAGACCAGACAAUUGUCCUGACAGCCUGUUUGAGCUCAUGAGACUGUGCUGGCAAUACAAUCCCAAGAUGCGUCCUUCCUUCACGGAAAUCAUUGAGAGCAUUAAAGACGACCUGGAACCCACCUUCAAAGAGGUCUCAUUCUUCUACAGCGAAGAUUACAAACCCCAUGACACCGAGGAGUUUGAAGCCGAAGACAUGGAAAACAUUCCUCUGGACCCUUCAUCCGCAAUCCAAAACUCCGACAAGCACUCAGGACACAAAUUGGAAAACGGACCAGGCGUUGUCCUUCGUUCCAGCUUUGAAGAGAGGCAGCCGUACGCUCACAUGAACGGGGGGAGGAAGAAUGAGAGAGCGUUGCCUUUGCCCCAGUCAACGGUCUGUUGAUCCUCCAGAAAAAGGCGAAAGUAAUACAAUACAAAACCUACUGUACCUCAGUGGAUCACAAACUGCCAUUGCUGCACAGUGGAGAGGCUUCGUUUAAUCACCACACAAAUUAUUUUUUCAUAUGCAAACAGUUUUUUUCCCUAAAAAAGCUGAUAAUGCCAGAGAGCGUGAGCCAAACCCAAGGCUCAACUGAUCACUCGAACUUUGGCAUCUUGCUGCUUCAUAGUCUAAGCAUAUCUGCCAUUGAGUUGAAUGGAGAAGCACUGUUCAUUGGAACGCCAGCCAGGCUCCUUACUGUUGAGCCUUGGCUUAUCACUACAGGUCUUUAUAUAUAUAUAUUUUUUACAGAUCUGAUCCUUGACUGAUUGUUCUGGAACUUGCAGUGCAUUUCUUGUCUGGAGUUCGUCCUCUCUCGCUCUCUCUCUCUCUCUUUCACUCACACCGCUGCCAAAUUUUGCCAAAUUUUAGAAAGAAAAGUUUGUUUUUUCUCUCUUAUCUACUUCGAUUCCUAGAAAAGCAAGAAAAUCAAGCAAGUGUUUCAUUGGGGGCGGGGAAAGAAAAUCUCAUCGACCAACCAGUUACAUCAAUCGACACUGGGAUCUACAUAAUCUUACUUACUCUCUCCCCCUCCCCCCAAACUUCUCAUUAUCGUCGAAUUUCAGCAACGUCUUGGGGAAAGGUACGAGUGAGUCACCGUUCCCGUUCACACACUUACAUUUCACGGGAGAACACAUGGAGGACUGAGGUGCCUAUUUAGGUGCGAAGGAACAGCAGAAAGAAACCACGAGCAGUUAAGUUCUGUGUUCUCCAGAGUGUUCAGCGAUUACUGUUAUUCUAGUGUAGAACGGUCUUACAGUUCUAUGUUUGACCAUCAAUCCUUUGCAUACACCCCUUGUUAGUUUCACUUUUGUAACUUUUUUUAUGGUUCACCUAUCCAUCUGUCUAUACAGAGAAGCUGCUAUAUAUUUUUUUCUUAACUCCGGGGAUGAAUUCUACAUUACUUUCAGGUCUGUUUACCCCCCCGCCCCUACUUUGCUUUUUGUUUGUUCUUCAAGACAGUUUCUAAUGCUUUGUACUAUAGUGUAAAAUUAUUUUUUAUGAAUUAUUUCCCCCCCCCC